This is a messenger RNA of Tetrapisispora phaffii CBS 4417, 1809 nucleotides long. RefSeq names its product Fps1p (gene FPS1). Gene Ontology annotation, molecular function: glycerol channel activity; water channel activity. The transcript has a single exon. Gene Ontology annotation, biological process: glycerol transmembrane transport; water transport. The record is from RefSeq and is a predicted model, not a curated record. Bases 1 to 1809 code for a protein of 602 amino acids. NCBI's taxonomy places the organism in Eukaryota, Fungi, Ascomycota, Saccharomycetes, Saccharomycetales, Saccharomycetaceae. Gene Ontology annotation, cellular component: plasma membrane.
AUGUCCGGUAAUGCACAGUCCGUUAACGACUUCUUAACGGGGGAUAAUGGACGACAACAAGACGGUGAACAAGAUUUCGAUUAUGAAAGACAAGGGUAUGCAGGCAACGAUAACCACGAGCAACAGCCAACCCCUCAGUAUAUCCCACAAUAUUCGAUGCAACACGCUUUCCCGAUGCAUGAGGUUGUGCCAAAUACGUUCAGCGUUGGACAAAAAACUGGUGAUCCAACAGUAGAAAUGAAUAAGAAGAGGAAUUCGGAACAGCAGAAUAUGCCGCUGGCACCGGAGAUGUGUGCGGUGACUGCAAAUGUGCUGAAUGUAGACGAUCUGGUAAAUCAAGAGAACGUUGCAGGCAAAAUGUCCCAUAAUGAUAUGCCGGACGCAGCUGGAAAUGGCGGUGAUGAUAUCGGGAUGCCUCAAAGUGUUCCAAUGAUGGUUAAACCUAAGGCAAUGUAUCAAAAUCCACAGACUCCAACUGUGUUGCCUUCCACUUAUCAUCCUAUUAACAAAUGGUCCGAAGUGAAACAUUCUUAUUUGAGGGAAUUCUUGGCUGAGUUCAUGGGCACAAUGGUUUUGAUCAUUUUUGGUGAUGCUGUAGGUGUCCAGGUAGGUAUAGGUGCAGUACAACAACAGAAUGCAUUUAACUCCGCUAUACAAGCUUUGAUUUCGGAUGGCUCGAUGACUGAAAAUGAAGGUAAACAAUUCAAGACUUUGGAAAAUUUGGUUUCAUCCACAGGUGCUGGUACUUUCGAUGAUAUUCCGCUAGCUUGGGCUGCUGCCGUUGUAAUGGGUUAUUUUGCCGCUGGUGGCAGUGCCAUUUCAGGUGCUCAUUUAAAUCCUUCUGUGACGGUGGCGAAUUGGUUCUUUAGAGGUUUCCCAAAGGAAAAAGUUUUCAUUUAUAUCGCUGGUCAAGUGUUGGGUGGUUUUAUUGGUGCAUUGAUCGUUUACGCAUACUAUAAGAAGGUUAUCUCCGUAAACAUUCCAAACUAUUUCGAGGAACAAUCAGUUGCAAACUAUUUCUGUACAUUCCCAAAAGAGUAUUUAUCUAGUUCGAGACAAUUCGUCUCAGAAUUCAUUACCACUGCUAUGUUCAUUGCUGGUAUUUUCUCAUUGACAGAUCCAUAUACCUGUUUAUCAUCAGAUUUAUUCCCUCUUAUGUUGUUUAUUCUAAUUUUUGUUUUAAAUGCUGCCAUGAGUUUCCAAACUGGUGCUGCUAUCAAUCUGGCAAGAGAUUUGGGCCCAAGAUUAGCAUUGUACGCUGUUGGUUUCUCAAGAGAAGUUUUAUGGAUCAAUAAUCAUCAUUAUUUCUGGGUGCCAAUGGUUGCUCCAUUGAUCGGUAGUCUGAUGGGUGGUGUAGUUUACGAUGUGUGUGUUUACCAAGGUCAUGAAUCUCCAGUUAAUUGGCCAUUAAGUGUUUACAAGGAGAUGUUCUUCAGGGCAUGGCACAGAAGACCUGGUUGGAAGAAGAGAAGUAGAGGUAGAGCCACUUCUGAUUUAAGUGACUUCUCUUAUAAGUCAGAUGAUGAUUUAGCAUCCAACGAAGAAAAGAAACCAGAAAAGAAAGAGAAAUUGGGAAGAACAAGAACAGCUUCCAACGGUUCUAGCAUUGAUGGCGAACCAAAGCAAAAGUCUGUCCAAUUCAAGUCUGUUCAAAGAGGUAGAGGUACAGCAAAUGGUGUUCCAACUAUUUUAGAAGAAGAAGACUCGAUUGAAACAGCUUCAUUAGGUGACUCCCAUUCAUCCAUGCAACUUUCAGAUAGCAAUUCCUUAAAUACCGUUAAAGAAGAUUCUCUUGAUGAAAAAUACUAA